ACAUUUUUUCAGCAAACACAAAAUAUAUGCGGUCUUACUAAUUAACAGUGGAGUGGACCACUUCUUGAAAGAUGGUUAUCUUUAACAGUCAGGAAAAUGGGGGAUAUACGUUUACGGAACUGGAAAUUUUGGAUUAGUUAAAAGAGCUAAGACAGAGGCAGAAACAUCACGCUAAACGGGAAAUGCCAAAUGAAGUUCAAUCUCCGGGGCUUUCUGGUGUGCAUCAUUACUGACCAAACAAUAUACAGUAAAGGAGAUCUCGAAAGCCCAAAUUCUCACAUUUUCUUAGUGGAGGUUUAUAGUGUAAAUCCCCCCUUUAUUCUGACAACUAUAUAACGUUGCGAAGAAGCCGAAAAAAUCAUUUCGAUUGUCAUUAGCAGACCCUUAAAAGAAAAUAUUCAAAAUGGCAAAGUUCGUAAUUUAUCUUAUUUCACUUUUUCCUUACAAAAUUCAAGCUUCGUUGUGCCCUGAAGCUUGUAAUUGCAACGAUAUGGACGUAUUUUGUUCUAACAGUGGAUUGACCUACGUACCCCAGAUUCUCGGAACACAUUCACCGGCGCAAUAUUUGAGUUUAGGGGGCAACUUCAUCCGGUCUGUUGGCACCGGUGACUUCUUAUUUUACACGCAACUGAACAGACUGGAUCUUCAAUACAAUGUCAUCAGCAGUAUCCAACCUCGUUCCUUUGAAUCGCUAAAAAAAUUGAAGGAGCUUUAUCUGGGACACAAUCGUAUUUCAUUUUUGGUAAAUCAAAGUUUCUCCGGACUAUCGAAUCUGCUUUAUUUGGAUUUAAACAAAAACCAGUUGUCCUCGGUGCAAAGAGAUGCAUUUAAUGGACUAGUAAACCUUAGAAAACUGCGGCUCAGCGGCAACGAUGUCUCUUAUCUACCUAGUGGUUUAUUUUCCGACCUUAAGAUGCUGGAGUUGUUAUAUCUGGAGGACAAUAGGAUCUCAUCUUUAUCCAGAAAUGUAUUCAAAGGACUGGGGAAUCUGCGUGAGUUGUAUCUGUCAAGGAACAAUGUGACAAUCUUAUCUGGAGACGUUUUUAAACAUUUAAGAUCACUUUCGGAUAUACAAUUGGAUGAUAAUGCUAUCACGCGAAUAUGGAAUGGUAAUUUUUUGACACUUUCAGAACUUAAAACGCUCUCUUUGAGUAACAAUGUUAUUACCGAGAUCGAUUCAGGCGCGUUUAAUGGAUUAUCCAAACUGAAGGUCUUGAAUGUUGAUGGAAACAGAAUUUCAGCGAUAGGAAAACAAUUUUUGAGUCGCAGUCUUCAUUUGGAGGAAAUAGAUUUAAGCGGCAAUCAAAUCGGGACGGUGGAAGAAAGUGCAUUAGAUGGUUUACGAUUUCUAACAGUUUUGAAACUAAACAACAACAACCUGAGGUAUCUGAAUCCCGGGGUUUUUAAGACCAACCUGCAGUUAUCCAUUUUAGAUUUGCAUGAUAACCCAUGGCACUGCAACUGCGGAAUAAUUGAUCUAAAAAACUGGCUAAAAUCUUCUUCGGACAGGAUACUAACUACUUUUGUAAAGUGUUCUAUACCAGAAAAGCUUAAGGGAAUGUACCUUGAUUUUGUAAGCAGUGAAGUUAUCCAAAGCGCAGACCCAGCUUGCCCUGAUACGAUGCUCUCUGAUGAACCAGGAACAUUUAUGACUGGUAACAGAUUGGCAACGCAGCGCGACACCGAGGAAGAGAAAGAAACUCACACAAGGGCAACAGCAACCCGGGUCUUUACCAUGCCUGAUUCAUUCACAACUGUAAUUAAAAAUACAACAAAGCGCCAUAUAACAAGUGCCGAGUCAGGUAAACCUCAAAGUCUAACAACACAAGCAACAUCCUCUUAUGGUAAUCGGAGUAUGUCGCAGAAUACGGCAACACCGACACUUGUCACAACCACCGCUUUUAACAAACCAUCACAUCUGAAGAACAUUACACCCUGCGAUUACAACCAAAAUGCUAUUUUGAAUAUUUCUGCUAGGGUGGUCACCUCUAAUUCAGCAGAAAUAUCGUGGAAUCUGGCCCGCGCUGGUAAAGAACAUGUGUAUUUUAGGAUAAUGUACGACCAAUUCGAUGGCAACAUCAGAUUCAGUCGCUUCAUAAACGUCAACAAAGGCAACGUUUGUAAUCUUCGGGAUCUAAGGGCGUCAACUUCUUACUUUGUCUGCGUGGAAACCGUUGUUAAUGAGAAAGUUUGUGAAGUAGCACCAAGAGAUCUCUGCAUUGGAAUUGUCACAAAGGGCGAAGAAAACUCAACCCCCGAUCCGCAGCUCGUCAUUCUGUACAUCAGCGGAGCAAACGCGGUGGCGAUAACAAUCACCUUAGUCAUCAUUAUAUGCGCAGUUGUUAAGAAAACGAGGAAGUCUCCUCCAGACUCAUCUGUUCCGCAGUUUGUGUAGGUCUCCCUUCUGACUAUAACUCUGGAUACAAUUCUAACAGCUCCCACACCGGGACUUACCAGCCAAACGAAAUAGGUGCUAUAGAUUUGCCCCGGGUGGAUUAAAAAACACAGAUAAAGCAUCAUAGUGAUGUGUAAGAAGACUGAACAUACUUUGAACUGUAAUGUAAGCCUCAGUUAAAAAACUACAGCUUUGAAUUGGAAAUGUGUAUAUUGUAGUUGUGUGUAUAACGAUGCGAUGUAUGCAUUUGUUUUCAUUAGAAAGAAACUUUCACGCCUUAAUUCAGUCGAAGCAGCACUUGCUAGUCUAGUGUCCAGAUACCGUAUCAUACAUAUGCACGUUGUGUGAACUAAUGUAUAAUAUCUUGAGUUUAAGUGUAAGGAUGAAUGUAACUGUCCUUAUAGAUACAAACUUUAUGCAAAUACUUUCCUAUGUCUUAGACGUGCCAGUCAACAGAAAAAUAGAAAAUGUUUAAAAUAUUGUCUAGAUUAUGGUUUUAUACGUU
Lepisosteus oculatus (spotted gar) is the source of this 2900-nucleotide messenger RNA. RefSeq names its product TLR4 interactor with leucine rich repeats-like. Gene Ontology annotation, molecular function: protein binding. The record is from RefSeq and is a predicted model, not a curated record. Lineage: Eukaryota; Metazoa; Chordata; Actinopteri; Semionotiformes; Lepisosteidae.